AUGUCUGUGGCAGCCUCAAUUCAUAUACAGCGGAGCAACACAUCAACGUCUGUCCUGGAAGCAGCAGCAGCAUUGAAUGAUGCGGCGCAAGUUGGCGCCGCUCGACAGGCUGCGUACCAAGUGCGGCCAAUGAAUGACACCCACAACAGGGCACCGGAGGGGCAGGCGCCUGUGGAGGCACUUACGUCAUCGGUAUCCGCUGCCCCGGCCGGUGCACAGACACAGCACGGCCCACGGAAUGUGUCGUCAUUCGCUGCCGAUGCAUCAAGUGAUUCGGCUCCCUCUACCACCAUGUCGUCGUUCAAGCAAGCCGAGCAUAAGCUUUUGAUGAUUCCUGGCCCAAUUGAGGUCGCAGAUGAUGUGCUUCUCUCGAAUGCGCAUCCAUCCAUGGCUCAUGUUUCGCCAGACUUUAUUCCCGUCUUUGGCGAGUCCAUUGAAAUGCUCCGUCAAGUCGCUGAUGCGCCGUCGUCGCAGCCCUUCAUUAUCGCAGGCUCCGGUACGCUUGGUUGGGACUUGGCUGCUGCCAACCUGCUCGAGAAGGAUGAUGAUGUGCUCGUGCUGUCGACCGGCUACUUUGGUGAUAGCUUUGCCGAGUGCAUUGAAGCGUUUGGCGGCAAGCCGAAGCAGCUCUCAGCACCGGCCGGUUCACGGCCGAACCUUGAUGAGUUCGCCUCGCUUUUGAAGGAGAAGAAGUACAAGGCCGUGACUAUCACGCACGUUGACACUUCGACGGGUAUUCUGAUGGACGUGCCAGCCGUCACAAAUGUCGUCAAGUCGGUGAGCCCCGACACGCUAGUGAUUCUUGACGGCGUUUGCAGUGUGGGUUCCGAAGAGAUCCACAUGGAUGCGUGGGGUGUUGAUUUCUUGCUGUUUGCCUCUCAGAAAGGUAUUGGAAUUCCACCCGGUCUCUCGCUCUCUCUCGCGAGUCCCCGUGCCAUUCAGACCUUCCAGAAGCGUUCAUCGCCACCAGCCGGCUUCUACACCUCGUGGAAGAAAUGGCUCCCUGUCAUGAAGGCAUACGAGGGCCGCACUCCCGCGUACUUCGCGACGCCACCGACAAACCUGAUCUACGCGUUGCACACGUCGCUCAAGACCAUGACGCAGGGCCAAGUGUCGUUAUCUCAGCGUUUCCAGAUGCACCGUGACGCCUCGAAGCGCGUGAAGAAGGCGAUUCAAGAUAUGGGUUUGGAGCAGCUGGCACUGCCAGACAGCCGCGAAGACGGCGUGGCUAACGGUAUGACGGCCGUCCGCUACCCCAAGGGCUUAUCAGCUCCUGAUAUUUUGCCGAAGAUGGCUCAGCGCGGCGUGGUCUUUGGUCCAGGUCUUCACAAGGAUUGCAAGAAUGAAUAUUUCCGCAUUGGACACAUGGGUAUUUCGGUUGUCGACCCAAGCCGCGGCGACAUCGACACCAUUCUCAAGAAACUUGAAGAAGUGCUCGUUGAAGCUGGUCACAAGCGUGCCUAA
Malassezia globosa CBS 7966 is the source of this 1464-nucleotide messenger RNA. RefSeq lists its product as uncharacterized. Gene Ontology annotation, cellular component: peroxisome. The record is from RefSeq and is a predicted model, not a curated record. Bases 1 to 1464 code for a protein of 487 amino acids. Gene Ontology annotation, molecular function: L-serine:pyruvate transaminase activity; L-alanine:glyoxylate transaminase activity. NCBI's taxonomy places the organism in Eukaryota, Fungi, Basidiomycota, Malasseziomycetes, Malasseziales, Malasseziaceae. The transcript has a single exon.